AUGUUUCACGUUUGAACCACCUUGACAAGAGAAAGUUCCUGAGAAACACAGAUAUACGAAAGAGAAUCAACUCGACGAAAUUUCGGAAGAAGAUAAAGAGAGCAAGAUCGGAGAUCAUCCAUCUUGGGUGUGUGAUUGUAUGGUGCAUAUGGGAAGAGAGAGAGUGGAAAAGAUGCGCUGUGAACUGUUGGUGGACCUUUGUGGGUUUCUUCUUGUGUUAACAGAACUUUGAUUCUUUAAGCUGAUUGAUUCAGACUUCGAAGCGAACUUCAUAAUGGAAUUACCUUGCCAUCCUAGUAAGAGAACAAUGGAAACUCAAUCUGGCGGCUUGAUGCAAGAGCAGAAUUUGAACUCCCAUUGCAGAGGGGAUUCAGUUAUAAAGAGUACUAAUGUAUAUAAAAAGAAGACUGUAUCAGUUGGCAGUCGAAGAGCACUCGCUGACCUUUCAAAUUCAGCAAAACCCUCUACAUGCCUGCCAUCAAAGAACCAUUCCCUUAAGCUUGGUGCUGUUGAUGCAGAACAUGGUGUAUGCAAGCCAACAUAUAUCUCUGGAGGAAAGAUCAAUGUCCUUAGCGAGUUAAACUCCGGGAAACCCUCUAUGCUUCAGGCUUCAAAGAAGAAACAUUUGAAUAAGUUGAGUACUAACAAUGAAGAGACUAAUGUUUCUAACCCUAGAUCUCCUGUCAAGGGAGUGAUUAAUGUUCUUAAUCCCACAGCCUGUCAGGAAUUAAAGAACCAUCAGUUUAAUGCUCAAGGGAAAGUAAAUGGCAGGAAAGCACUUGCAAACAUUUCGAAUCGAGAAAGUUUAUCUGUGCAUCAGGCUUUAAAAAUUAAUCAUUCCAAGAAGCUUAGUUCUGUUGUGGACGAACAAUUCCUACACGAUCAUAAAGGGUGUGUUAAAUCAAGAACAAGCGCUGUUGAUAUGGAAUACUUUAUGAGGACUCUUGGAUUGGAUGAUGAUUCUUCAAUGCAAUUAUCAUUUGAAAGCGAGCUUUUAGAACAGAGGCGAGGAAAGGUUGAGAGCCCCCUUCGGAAUUGGGAAACUAUGGAGAUAGUUGAGCUCCCAAAAGAAAUUCAAACUCCCUUUCAACACAGGACACUUGAGCUGCUGGAUAUGAAUUGUUCUUCACAGCAAUGCAGGACAUUUAAGUCUCCAAAAUUUGCAUUAAUGAACACGCCAAAGCUUUCCUCAGUGUUGAAUCCUCUCAACUUUGAGUAACCAAUGCUGUGCUGCAGGCGGCCUGGUGAUAUCUUGAUCAAAUGUGGUAGUUUAAAUCAUGUAGUUCAUGUUUCUUUCCUUCGAAUCUUUCCACCUUUUUGUACUUUUACACAUCCGUACUUCUAGUUUCUGAAGCCAUUUUGAUUGGUUGUUAUAAUAAUGCAGCUCCUACAUGUUUGUUUGUC
Messenger RNA from Juglans regia (Persian walnut), 1404 nucleotides. RefSeq lists its product as uncharacterized. The coding region runs from base 275 to 1219 and encodes 314 amino acids. The record is from RefSeq and is a predicted model, not a curated record. Lineage: Eukaryota; Viridiplantae; Streptophyta; Magnoliopsida; Fagales; Juglandaceae. The transcript has 6 exons. Gene Ontology annotation, biological process: regulation of mitotic cell cycle.